Messenger RNA from Prorocentrum cordatum, 472 nucleotides. NCBI's taxonomy places the organism in Eukaryota, Dinophyceae, Prorocentrales, Prorocentraceae. The record is from the annotation of a GenBank genome assembly.
CUGCGACAACUCGAUGGCUGCCAAGUGUUUCAUCGGUGGCUCUGGCGGCGCGAGCAAGGGCGAGACGGAGUCUACUGGGAAAGGAUCGGCUUGCUUCGACUUGGAGGGCUGCUUCGGCGACGGCGCUGACACCCACCUCCAGGCGGAGAACCAGCAGAGCCACAAGAUGCAGGCGGAUCCUGUGGCUGUGGCGCCAUCAGGUGCCAAUUACUUCAAUUACGCCGAGAAGGACGCUGAGCAGACCACGGACAGCACCCCCGAAGAUGGCUAUAAGAUGGACUGUGCUCAGCGCGUCAUCUGGCAGCAGACGGGGAAGCGCGGGAAGAACAGGAAGCCCAAGAAGAAUAACUAUGUGGGGCCUGACAUCUCCAUCAAGUCCGAGGCUGAGGUUGCAGCGGUGUGGGAUGCCAUUGACUCUGGCUUCUUCGACGGCUCCAUGAGUUCAGGGAGUGGCUCCGUCGGGGGCCUCAGA